Messenger RNA from Alternaria burnsii, 996 nucleotides. RefSeq lists its product as uncharacterized. Bases 1 to 996 code for a protein of 331 amino acids. The record is from RefSeq and is a predicted model, not a curated record. The transcript has a single exon. Lineage: Eukaryota; Fungi; Ascomycota; Dothideomycetes; Pleosporales; Pleosporaceae.
AUGACCUCUCUUCCAGGAAGCAAAGACCCUUCGCCUUCGACUCAAGCGAGCAAAGCAACACAAACUGCUGAUAGUUCCUUCACUAUCAUGACUGCAUCUCAUGGUCCCAUCCCCACUCUCAAAGACCCUAGUUCGGCCAACAUCAGCAAGCGCGAGUACAUCUACUUCCUACCAUAUCCGCUUCCUCCAAAUACCGAAGUUCCCUACUCGAUCCAUCUCCCCGACAGGAACCCUCUGAACCUACCCUCUCACCAAUUCGAGCCUACAUCCACCGUGGUACUAACAAGCCCCAACCACACUUUUGUCGACAUCCGCAUCUACAAGUCGUUCAAAACCACCGAGCCAAACCCCAAUCAAGGACACUCUCAGAAACUAGACUGGGCCUUUGCCGGCACCUCCUCUUCCGUCCCCAUCACCUUGCCACCCAGCGGCCCGCAUCACGGGAAAUCCAAAAAGCGGCUCGAAGAAGACACAUGGAAGAACGUUACGCAUUCUACCUGGACGCACUGGGUCGAUUCUCGGUAUGCGGUUGGUAGUUCUGAUAUUCCUGUUGAUGAAGGAGACAUGUAUCCUAUCGCACCGCAACUUACGUUGGAAGUGGGGCAUGGGUUUCAUCCUGCGCUGGAUGCGGUCAAGACGCACGAGGAGAUGUGGAAGGAUGAGGACGUUGUGUCGACGAACAAGGCUGGAAGUAAGAUUUGUGUUGUCAUGAGGUGUCAGGCGGAUGCGGCGGGGGUGAGGGGUGUGGUUGUUCGGUUAGGGCAGUAUUGUCAGGGGAUUAUGAUGGCUGGGGAGAAGACGACUGUUGAGCGGUGGGAAUGGAAGGAUGGGGAGAAUGGAGAGGAUGAGGUGGGGGAGUGGAAGAGAAGUGUUAGGAUUGGUGAUGGGUUUGUGCCUUGUGGGGUUGCGUUUAGGCCUGAGGUGUUGGGCGUUGGUGCAGUGGUCAAGUUUCAUGACUUUGAGUGGGUUGUGGAGGAGGCUUGGGAGUGGAAUUAG